CGCAUAGUUUUGAAGUCAGAGCCAUGUCUUACGGAAGAGAGUAUUCACGGCAACCGCAACGUUUCGUCGAAGAUCAAUAUUUCGAAAGCAGUGUUCGUAAUGAAAGAAAUGUCGAUGAGAAUGAGCUCGAUAUUCGUCUCAGGCGACGGAGGCAAUCACACUUUCCACCAUCGGACUACAACAGGAAUACAAGUGGGCCGGUUUUUGUAAGAGGAAACGGAAUUGAGAGCCUUCGAGAGCCUUCACCUAUAUCCAACAAUAGAAGGAUUGAGGGACCCAUCGAGCAGCGUGGUCCAGAUGUCAAGCGAAGACCUAGGUCUCGAAGCCCUGUUAGGAGAGAGAGUGUGGAGAGAGAGCGCGAAGAUCGGCAAAGUGCUGUCUUUGACCGGAGGAUAAUACAUGACGAGAAAGUACGACCAGUGGAUGAAGUUUUCCUCGACCUUUCUCAAAACAACGACGUGACAGUCCAUCUCGAACUCGGUAUUACAGAAGAUCUAGAACUCCAUCUCGAAGAGUUUUGUCGUCUGGGAAGGUUAGGAAAGUACCAUGCGGCAAUGCAAUUCUUCCACGAAAACCUUCGAGACCAAAUGGACAAUCCCUACGUCUUUCUACAAUACGCCUCGACAUUGCUGGACAUGGGAGAUUACAGAAGUAUUCGGCUAUUGACUCUACCUUAUAACAAAACUCUUUCAGCAAACAAUGUUCUACGGAAGAAUUGGGCCUCGAUCCAGCUUUUUUCUAUGAUGCACACUGUGGGUUUAAGCAAAGAUGAUGAGCAACUUGCAGAGCGUUGUUUGUUGGGCAACCGGUUGCUUUUGGGUACUACUGAGUGCCAAGUUUUGAGCCUUCUCUUUCACGUUUUCGACAAACUCAAUAAAGCCCCGAAAUCUGUGUAUCAUGGCCCCAAAACGAUCUAUCAAGAUCUGCUUCGUGAGGGUCGUAUAUGGGACUUCCGAGACAUCUUUAUAGCUCAGAACCUCUACUUUGGUUUAGAGCGAGCAUGUUCGAUGGUCUUUGACCCAGAUGACGAUGUUCUCGACAGGAUCACUUCAGAUUGGUCGACUGAUGUUUAUGAUGAGUCUACUACCAUGGGUCUCUUAGACCUUCUAGUUUCUCUAGUGCUCGCUGCUCCGUUAUCCUCGGAAACAUAUUUAAUUUCUCAACGACACCUCAACAAGGCAGGAGAAUUUAUACAGUUGAUCAUGCAAAACGAUCCGAACAACCUCAACACUCGACAAUAUUUGCGAUGGAUGAUAGCAGAAGUCAUGAUAUCGAGCUAUAUACGCAACGAUACCCCUGAACCCCUAGAAGUUCCGGGUCUGGUCAUUGCCGAACGAACUCUCUUAGAUCUCCCUGUCCAAGUUCCAGUCAAAGCAGGAUUGGAGAAUCCAAAAUGGGCUCAUUUCUGCUCCCCAUCAGCGUCCACCGAUACACAACGACUUGCAUUAGCAACAGCGAGACAGCUCGGAGACUACCAGACCGAGGCAAUGUGCCUCAAGCUACUGAUCAUCGAUUCUCAAGACCCGACGGAGUUUUUCGACCAGCUGAUGCACUUGCAAAAAACAGUCCAGGGUGACAUUGAAGGGUUUCUGCGAACAUGUGUCUCGAGGUACAUGGUGUGUCGGGACGAAGCAUCACGGCAGAGUCUGCGCGAAGAGCUUCUGUCCAUCGUAAAGUACGAUAAGUUCGAACCCGAAUUAGCGUGGGUACGGCACAUGAUCUUGAGAGCUCUCGCUCCUUCUGAAAGUGAUGGAGAACAGUUUCUAGAGCAGGCCAGAGAGUUAGAAGGGCUGCCAACCUAUAUUUUAGACUUCAUGAAAAAACAUGAUUUGGCGAAAGCAGACACAGCGCAGUCAACUGACAAAACGCUGGUUCGGGACCGACGGAGACUAAAUGGAGAGACAACGACAUUCGCAAAGACAGCCCUUCCGGCAAAAGGAAAGGCCCUCGAGUCUGGACGAAGGUACCGAAGUUCGAGCUUUGAUAGCUCUGAUGACUACCCGCCUCCCAAUAGAGUAGUUGGCAUGGCUUCUCAUCGUGUUGCAGAAAGCCGAAAAGAGAACGAAAUGGAAAGGAAACAUGAAAGUAAAAAGGAAGGAGGGAGAAGAGUCAACAUCGAAACUUCCGAACUCGACGACUCACCUGCUCAGACUAUUCCAGAUAGACUCCCUGCUCGGUACGCAUCUACGUCGAAAGACUCUAAUGCAGGUCAUACAAUUGAUCCAUCCAUUGCUCCGCUGGAGGAGAACGCUGGCUCAAUUACCAAGCCCAGCGAGGCACCCGCCAGGAAAUUAAAUGGUAAAAGCUCAGACAAUCCUGAGACCGAGCUAGACAAAGCUGAUGACGACUUUGGCUGGGGCUCCUUUAGCAAUAAGAAGAAAAAGAAGAAAGGCAAAGGCGCAGCUGAGGAUCCUGCGGAAACCCCACGCACGGUAAAUCCGCCAUCUACCUCUUUCGAACCAGAGCCCAAGCCCAACCUUGAAAAUGUUGAUGACGAAUUUGGCUGGGGCUCCUUCACCAGCAAGAAGAAAAAGAAGAAAGGAAAAGACGCAUUUGAAGAUAUUGUGGAAAGCUCACUCACAGCAAAUGAACCAUCUGCCUUUUUCGGACCAGAUCCCAAGCCCGACCUUGAAAAGGUUGAUGACGACUUCGGUUGGGGCUCCUUUGGCACUAAGAAGAAGAAGAAGAAAGGCAAAGGCGCAAUCGAGGACCCAGUCAAAAACCCAUCCAAGGUCAAUCCACCGUCUACCUCUUUCGAACCAGACCCCAGGCUCAACCCUGAGAAAGUCCAGGAAGAACUUAGGCAGGGCCCCUUCCCCAACCAAGACAAGAAGAAAAACAACAAAGUUGAGUUUGGGGUACCAGUCGAGACGCGCGAGAAUCACGAGACGAAAAAUCAUCAACCGCCCACUUCCACAGAUUCGGAUCACGGGACAGCCAAACCACAUGAGGAUUCAACACCGAGCUAUGAGCUUAGUGAGAGCGAGACUGCCGAGAGGCCGAAGCGGAGUGAUUCCUUCGUAUCCAAUUGGAAGGACCCAAAAUAUCCCCGAGAUGAAGACGGACCUAUCGUUGGAGAAGUGAUCGAAGAUUCGCAUCUCCACCCAAACAAGUUGGUAUCUCAUUCAGCGGAGGAAGGAGAGAUGAGAGAUUACAAACCUCCAGCAGUUAGGGUCUCGACGGAAGAGGAAGAAUUAUAUAAAUAG
This is a messenger RNA of Mollisia scopiformis, 3206 nucleotides long. RefSeq lists its product as uncharacterized. The transcript is spliced from 3 exons. NCBI's taxonomy places the organism in Eukaryota, Fungi, Ascomycota, Leotiomycetes, Helotiales, Mollisiaceae. The coding region runs from base 24 to 3206 and encodes 1060 amino acids. The record is from RefSeq and is a predicted model, not a curated record.